Messenger RNA from Pistacia vera, 1763 nucleotides. Its product is annotated as CAAX prenyl protease 1 homolog. The record is from RefSeq and is a predicted model, not a curated record. The coding region runs from base 126 to 1400 and encodes 424 amino acids. Gene Ontology annotation, molecular function: metalloendopeptidase activity. Gene Ontology annotation, cellular component: endoplasmic reticulum membrane. Gene Ontology annotation, biological process: CAAX-box protein processing. The transcript has 14 exons. NCBI's taxonomy places the organism in Eukaryota, Viridiplantae, Streptophyta, Magnoliopsida, Sapindales, Anacardiaceae.
UUCACUAUAAAUUGCCGUCAAUCACCGUGUGCGCAUAACAAAUAUUACUAAUCUCAUACACCUCUCGACGUCUGUAUUUCUCCCUCAAAAAUAUCUCUCUCCCCACCGCACCUAAAAACUUCACCAUGGUGUUUCCGUACAUGGAAUCCGUCGUUGGUUUUAUGAUCUUGAUGUAUUUUUUUGAAACUUAUCUGGAUUUGCGGCAACAUGCUGCACUCAAACUACCAACACUCCCAAAAACUUUGGAAGGAGUAAUCAGCCAAGAAAAAUUUGAGAAGUCUCGAGCCUACAGUCUUGAUAAAAGCAACUUCCAUUUUGUUCAUGAGUUUGUGACCAUACUGAUGGACUCAGCAAUUUUGUUCUUUGGUAUAUUGCCUUGGCUUUGGAAGAAAUCAGGGAACUUUUUGGUUUUAGCUGGUCUUGAUGCAGAGAAUGAAAUAAUACACACCCUGGCAUUUUUGGCUGGUGUUACUUUAUGGUCACAGCUCACCGAUUUGCCAUUCUCUCUCUAUUCAACUUUUGUGAUUGAGGCUCGUCAUGGUUUUAAUAAACAAACUGUAUGGUUAUUUUUUAGAGAUAUGUUCAAAGGAAUGUGUCUUGCUAUUAUUCUGGGCCCACCUAUUGUUUCUGCAAUCAUCAUAAUAGUGCAGAAAGGAGGUCCUUAUCUGGCCAUCUAUCUUUGGGGAUUCAUGUUUGUUCUUUCUCUUGUGAUGAUGACACUUUACCCCAUAUUAAUAGCUCCUCUGUUUAACAAGUUCACACCUCUUCCUGAAGGAGAGCUCAGGCAUAAAAUUGAGGACCUUGCUUCAUCCCUCAAGUUUCCUUUGAAGAAAUUGUUUGUUGUUGAUGGAUCCACAAGGUCAAGCCAUAGCAAUGCCUAUAUGUAUGGAUUUUUUAAGAACAAGAGAAUUGUCCUUUAUGACACCUUGAUUCAGCAGUGCAAAAAUGAUGAGGAAAUUGUAGCUGUUAUUGCCCAUGAACUUGGGCACUGGAAACUUAAUCAUACAAUGUACUCAUUCAUUGCUGUUCAGAUUCUUACAUUUUUGCAAUUUGGAGGUUAUACCCUUGUGAGGAACUCCAAUGAUCUCUUCCAAAGUUUUGGAUUUGAUACACAGCCAGUACUCAUUGGUCUCAUCAUCUUUCAGCAUACUGUCAUCCCACUCCAACAUCUAGUAAGCUUUGGUCUGAAUCUUGUCAGCCGAUCUUUUGAAUUUCAGGCUGAUGCCUUUGCUAAGAAGCUUGGUUAUGCAUCUGCUCUUCGUGCUGGUCUUGUGAAAUUACAGGAAGAAAAUUUGUCCGCUAUGAACACAGAUCCUUGGUAUUCGGCUUAUCACUAUUCUCAUCCACCCCUUGUCGAAAGACUGGCUGCAAUUGAUAAACCUGAUAAAAAAGAAGACUGAUGUGGGAUGCGUGGCUUGUGAUCUUAAAUUCUACACUUGGUUGCCAGUGACAGUUAACUGCAAUCAUGAGGGCGGCAGCUGUAAUAUUAGUUGACCUGUAUGAGUCCUGUUACAGCUUACAUAUUCCAAAAUGCCUCCAGAAGGCACUUAUAUGUUAAGUCUAGAACUGAGUUUAUGUGGAAAUUCACUGAGAAGAGGAAGGAAGAGGCAAGUAUGUAUUGUAUGAAUGUAUGAGCUUAUGAUCAUAGAAUUUAGAACUGCCUUGAAUCCGUUGACUAUUUUGUGAUGAUGCAGUAGAUUUUGAAGUUUUGCAAAACCUCCAUGUCAAAUAUAUGUGUUAGCACAUGCCCAUUACGUCUUUGA